CUCCUCAUCUAUAUCAUCGCCGCCCUUCGCCUGCCGGAAUUUCAAGAAGCGCCGGCGUUUCGAAACGGCAAAGAAUGUAACGACACAAAGAUCCACAUAGCAAUGACCCUAGAUGCAACCUACCUCCGUGGUUCAGUCGCCGGAGUCUUCUCCAUCAUCCAACACUCAAGUUGCCCGGAAAACACCGUCUUCCACUUCCUCACCACCCACCGCCUUUCCACCGCCCUCCGCCACACCAUCGCAACCACCUUCCCUUACCUCAACUUCCACCUCCACCACUUCAAUACUGAUCUUGUAAAAAACAAAAUCUCAACCUCCAUCCGCCGUGCACUCGAUCAACCUCUCAACUACGCCCGCAUCUACCUCGCCGACCUCCUCCCCGCCACCGUCCACCGUGUCAUCUACUUCGACUCCGACGUAAUCGUUGUAGACGAUGUCGUCAAGCUAUGGGAAAUAAACCUUAACUCCCACGUCCUUGGAGCACCGGAAUAUUGCCAUGCCAACUUCACCCACUACUUCACACCAAAAUUCUGGUCAAACCCAUAUUUCUCCGGCGUGUUCAAACACCGUCAUGCAAAGCCAUGCUAUUUCAACACCGGCGUAAUGGUGAUUGACAUGAUGAAAUGGAGGAGGUUUAAGAUAACUGAAAAGCUCGAGAAAUGGAUGGAGAUACAAAAAAGAUACCGGAUUUAUGAACUGGGUUCGUUACCUCCGUUUCUGCUUGUAUUCGCCGGAGAUGUUAAAGCGGUGGAGCACCGGUGGAAUCAACACGGACUCGGCGGAGAUAACGUCGAAGGAUUGUGUAGAGAUUUGCAUUCUGGUCCGGUGAGCUUGCUUCACUGGAGUGGAAAAGGAAAGCCGUGGCUGAGAUUGGAUUCGAAACGGCCAUGUCCGCUCGAUGGACUGUGGGCUCCAUACGAUCUCUUCAAGCACGGGACCUUGAUUUCCGACCGGUGAAUUUAAAUGCAGAAAAGAUACCAUCGCCGGAAUCUAUUAUCUAUGGAGUACUUAUCUGCUGCCGCUACAACUGUGUCGGUGGUGAUUGGGAAGGACAAGCUUUCUUUUUUUGGCCGGUAAAAUUUAAAAAAAUGUACAAAGUUUGGAAAAAUAUUUCAUUUUUAGCACCAAAAGUUAUUGUAUGAUUUGUAAAUAUUUUUAUGUUAAAA
This is a messenger RNA of Cynara cardunculus var. scolymus (artichoke), 1166 nucleotides long. Its product is annotated as probable galacturonosyltransferase-like 3. Gene Ontology annotation, molecular function: glycosyltransferase activity. Gene Ontology annotation, cellular component: Golgi apparatus. The record is from RefSeq and is a predicted model, not a curated record. NCBI's taxonomy places the organism in Eukaryota, Viridiplantae, Streptophyta, Magnoliopsida, Asterales, Asteraceae. Bases 103 to 957 code for a protein of 284 amino acids. The transcript has a single exon.